AUGGGAGAGCAGCUCCGUGCCCAGGCCGCCGCUCCGGCAGGGCCGCCACCGCCCGCCGCCUCCUGCUCCCUGCUCGGCGGGCUGCUUCAGAACGGUUUCCACCCUUCGACUCAGCCGCUGAGCAGCGGCAGCUGCGGGGAGGCUCCGCACCCGCUGCUGCUCCGCUCGGAGCUGCCGCCGCUCAGCCACGGCUCUCCGCCCAAGAAAAGCAGGCUGCGCCGGAGGACGGACUCGGGCCGGCGGCACAGGCCACCUUUUCCGUGGUUUGGGAUGGAUAUUGGUGGAACUUUGGUUAAACUGGUCUACUUUGAGCCUAAGGACAUUACUGCAGAAGAGGAACAGGAAGAGGUGGAAAACCUGAAAAGCAUUAGGAAAUACUUGACCUCCAAUACAGCCUAUGGUAAAACUGGCAUUCGUGAUGUCCAUCUUGAACUGAAAAAUUUGACUAUGUGUGGACGCAAAGGAAACCUGCACUUCAUCCGCUUUCCCAGCUGUGCCAUGCACAGAUUUAUACAGAUGGGUAGUGAAAAGAACUUCUCCAGUUUGCACACUACGCUCUGUGCCACAGGAGGUGGGGCUUACAAGUUUGAGGAGGACUUCAGAACGAUUGCAGAUCUGCAACUCCACAAACUGGAUGAGUUGGACUGUUUGAUCCAGGGCCUCCUUUAUGUUGAUUCUGUUGGUUUCAAUGGCCAACCAGAGUGCUACUAUUUUGAAAAUCCUACAGAUCCUGAACAGUGCCAGAAACAGCCUUACUGCCUUGAUAAUCCGUAUCCUAUGCUGCUGGUUAACAUAGGCUCAGGGGUCAGCAUCCUAGCUGUGUAUUCUAAGGACAACUACAAAAGAGUCACAGGAUCCAGUCUUGGAGGAGGAACAUUCCUGGGGCUGUGCUGUCUGCUGACUGGUUGCGAGACGUUUGAAGAAGCGCUGGAAAUGGCUGCAAAAGGAGACAGCACCAAUGUGGAUAAGCUGGUGAAAGAUAUUUAUGGAGGAGAUUAUGAGCGGUUUGGCCUCCAAGGGUCUGCUGUAGCCUCAAGCUUUGGUCAUAUGAUGAGUAAAGAAAAGAGAGAUUCCAUCAGUAAAGAGGACUUGGCCAGAGCUACUUUGGUCACCAUCACCAACAACAUAGGUUCUAUUGCUCGCAUGUGUGCAUUGAAUGAGAACAUAGACAAGGUGGUAUUUGUUGGCAACUUCCUCAGAAUUAAUAUGAUUUCUAUGAAGGUACUAGCGUAUGCUAUGGAUUAUUGGUCCAAGGGACAGCUGAAAGCUCUGUUUUUGGAACAUGAGGGUUAUUUUGGAGCUGUUGGAGCUCUUCUAGAAUUGCUUAAAAUGACAGAUGAUCAGUGA
This is a messenger RNA of Indicator indicator, 1347 nucleotides long. RefSeq names its product pantothenate kinase 1 (gene PANK1). Gene Ontology annotation, cellular component: cytosol; nucleus. Gene Ontology annotation, biological process: coenzyme A biosynthetic process. The record is from RefSeq and is a predicted model, not a curated record. NCBI's taxonomy places the organism in Eukaryota, Metazoa, Chordata, Aves, Piciformes, Indicatoridae. The transcript is spliced from 7 exons. Gene Ontology annotation, molecular function: ATP binding; pantothenate kinase activity. Bases 1 to 1347 code for a protein of 448 amino acids.